AUAAAGAUGAAGGCUGAACAAAUCAUUAAUCUGCAGAAAUGAAAGCUAAAAACACUAGCUGGCAACAGUAGCAGAGACGAAGGGUCAGACUUAGGGAAUAGAGGAUCAAGAUCAGAAAGCAAGAGAAAGAGCCAAAUGGUGAAGAACUAUUUCAGACAAAAUUGAAUCAUUGUUCCUCAUAAGCCCGAUGCACUUGAGAUGGUAAACCAAACCGAGGAUCUGAGGAUAAAGAGUCCUAACGCUAAGCCAAUUUCAUUCCCUAUUGACCAAUUCAUUCAAAGUUACAGUGAGGUGAAGGUCAGAGAUAAGAGGAGCAAAUCUGUGGUUGAGCGACCAAAGAUACAGAAGAAAAUCGAUAUAAAUCCUGUUGAUCAGAAGCUUUUCAAAGCUGGUAAAAAUUAUUAUACUAUGAAGAAAUCUGGUAUCGCACGGAACAUUCCGAAUUUAAAAAAGUUAGUAGAGUUAAAGGAUGACAAGGAUCCCUUCGGCAUCCUCGAUUGGAGGGUCCAGAAAAUUGACAGGAGCUUCAAUAAAAAGUUUCAAAAAAGAAAAACAAAGCUUUCAAAGUCUGUAGAAGGAAAGAACCCAAAUGAGAGAAGCAGGAACCAUAUCAGAAGAAUUCAUAAUAAUAUGAGGAUGAAGGUGAUAAAUGAUUUGAAAGAUUCCGAUUAUUCACAAUACCUGCCAUUUGCAGCGGCCCAGAAGAUCUACCCAAAAGAAGAUACUGUCAAGACUUACAAGCUUCCAGGACUUGAGUUAAAACAGGAUGGCUAUCAAAACAAGGAGAUCGUACAAUACUUGAUGCAAGUUAAAAUCAAAAACCAACCACCAGAAAUGAAAAACAGCACUUUGUGAACAGACACAAAGAUCCAGAUCAAUGAUCAGAGUAUUUUUGAUAACUCUGCCAAGAAGAGCAUAUUUGAGGAUCUUGAUGACGAACUCACUAAACUUUCCCAUACUUUGGAAACGAAACAUGAGAAAUAUCAGAACUCAAACAAGAAGACCAAGCUGAAGCUUAAUACCAAGAGUAAAUCAAUGGAGCCUCAUAGGAGAAACAAUCACUCUAUUGUUUCAGAAAUUUUUGCGCACAAAAGGGUGAAAUUAGCUCCAAUUAACUUCUGCGACCGUACAAAUCCUGCAGCUAAGCCUAUCUCUAUCAAUAUUGAUGCAUCUAAAGCUCCUGACAUACAUAAAAGAAGUUGGCUGCUUGGCUCAAGCUCUCUUAAGAAGAAAUUAUCAAAAUUUGUUCCAAAUUAUCGGUACAAAUAUUCUCCUGAUCCAAAGCGUUCUGAGAAGUGCCAGUUCAUAUGGAGCCCGAGAGAUGUAAAGACAUCAGCUAAAGAUCUCUCCCAGGGAAACUCCAUUCCUGCUGUGAGAGGCAUUAAAGGCAAUUUAGACUUAGCUUUAGAGUAAAAGAUAGGACAUUAUUGUUACUAAAAGCGCAAUAAGAAGCUCUUGGGCUUUUUAAAUUUCUAUUUUAUCAAGCUUUAAGAAUUUCCUA
Moneuplotes crassus is the source of this 1501-nucleotide messenger RNA. Lineage: Eukaryota; Ciliophora; Spirotrichea; Euplotida; Euplotidae. The record is from the annotation of a GenBank genome assembly.